Messenger RNA from Brassica napus (rape), 1863 nucleotides. Its product is annotated as cystathionine beta-lyase, chloroplastic. Gene Ontology annotation, biological process: transsulfuration; 'de novo' L-methionine biosynthetic process. The coding region runs from base 198 to 1679 and encodes 493 amino acids. The transcript has 12 exons. Gene Ontology annotation, cellular component: cytoplasm. The record is from RefSeq and is a predicted model, not a curated record. Lineage: Eukaryota; Viridiplantae; Streptophyta; Magnoliopsida; Brassicales; Brassicaceae. Gene Ontology annotation, molecular function: pyridoxal phosphate binding.
AAAUCCAAAUAGACCGAACCAGAGACUUAAAAGCGGUACCUUUCGGUCUCUCUCUCUUCUUGUCCUAACUCUUCACUUCAGAAACAGACUUACCUCCGUCGCCGCCAUUAUCUCGCCGGCUGAUAAAGAGUAUCUCAGACGAGAAAUCGACGCCGGAGGAGAGAAUAGCAAUUAAUCUCUCUUGUUCAUCGAACAAAAUGUCAUCUUCUCUGUCACUUCACUCCUCCUUCAUACCUUCAUUCGCUGAUCUUCCCGACCGUGGAUUGGUCAGUAAAAACUCUCCGACGACUGUUUCCAUUACCAAGUUUCCAACUUGGGAGAAGAAGAAGCAGAUCUCGAAUCGGAACCUGUUCAAGCUAAGCUGCGUGAUGGAGAAGAGUAUCGAUGGAAACACUCAUUCUGUAGUUAACACAACCCCGGAUUGCUUAAAUGCUAUUAAUGUCAAAGAAGAAGCUAGCGUCGCUACUUUACUGAUGAACUUGGAUAAUAAAUUCGAUCCCUUUGAUGCAAUGAGCACUCCCCUUUACCAGACAGCUACGUUUAAGCAGCCUUCUGCUAUAGAAAAUGGCCCAUAUGAUUACACAAGAAGUGGGAAUCCUACACGGGAUGCACUUCAAAGUCUCCUUGCGAAGCUUGACAAGGCGGAUAGAGCAUUUUGCUUUACUAGUGGAAUGGCUGCUCUUGCUGCUGUUACGCACCUUCUCAAAUCUGGUGACGAGAUUGUUGCUGGAGAUGAUCUAUAUGGUGGCUCAGACAGAUUACUAUCCAACGUAGUUCCAAGAUCUGGCGUUGUGGUUAAACGAGUAAACACAACUAGUUUAGAGGAGGUUGCUUCUGCUAUUGGUCCCCGGACAAAACUUGUGUGGCUUGAGUCUCCAACCAACCCCAGACAACAAAUCUCUGACAUACGAAAAAUAGCUGAGAUGGCUCAUGCUCAAGGUGCACUUCUGUUAGUUGACAACAGUAUUAUGUCACCGGUUCUCGCUCGGCCGUUAGAACUUGGAGCUGAUAUCGUGAUGCACUCGGCUACUAAGUUUAUAGCCGGACACAGUGAUUUGAUGGGGGGUGUGCUUGCUGUAAAAGGCGAAAAAUUGGCAAAGGAGUUAUAUUUCCUCCAAAACUCAGAAGGUUCUGGAUUAGCUCCUUUCGACUGUUGGCUUUGCCUACGAGGAAUCAAGACAAUGGCUUUACGCAUAGAGAAGCAACAGGUAUUGACUUUUACCUUUCUAAUUACGUAUAGACUAUGGAGUUGUAUCUCUCUCUUUUCUGUUGGUUUCAUUACUCACAUACAGGAAAACGCACGGAAAAUCGCAAUGUACUUGUCUACUCAUCCAAGAGUGAAGAAAGUGUACUAUGCUGGUCUACCAGAUCAUCCUGGUCACCAUCUCCAUUUCUCUCAGGCAAAGGGUGCAGGAUCAGUUUUUAGCUUCAUAACAGGAUCUGUCGCCCUAUCCAAGCAUCUUGUAGAAACCACCAAGUACUUCAGCAUUGCUGUCAGUUUUGGGAGUGUUAAGUCACUUAUAAGCAUGCCAUGCUUCAUGUCACAUGCAAGCAUACCUGCGGAAGUUCGCGAGGCUAGAGGCUUGACGGAAGAUCUUGUCCGUAUAUCUGCAGGCAUUGAGGAUGCUGAUGAUUUGAUCUCUGAUCUUGAUAUCGCCUUCAAAACCGGUCCCAUCUAAUAGCUCCACUCUGAGAAAAAGACUGUUUUCUAGUCAGUUUUUUGUGUGUUUUCAUAGGUUCUUGAAAGAGGAAUCUUUGUUAAGUAACUACAAAACAUGAUUUGGUGUUUGAUAACACAUCUGCUAAACCUGUAUUCUAAGUUUGUAAUAGACUACAAAUCCAAAUAAACUUGUAUUGCAAGUA